AUGGAGACCCUCCCCGCGGCGCCCCGCUCGCCCCGCCGCGGCCGCGCCCCCCCGCCCCCCGCGCUCGCGCCCGGCGCCCGCUGCCUGGGCGCCCCGGGGCCCGCGCGCCCGCCGCCCUUCCGCUCGUGGCACGACUACCUGGGGCUCGCCACGCUCAUCACCGGCGCGGGGGCCGGCGGCCGCGGCGCCUCCCCGCCCUCGUCGUCCUCCUCGGCCUGCUGCUCGCCCCGCGCGGGGGCCGGGCCCGGGGCGCGGGGGCCGGCGCCGGGGCCCGCGGACGACGACGAGGACGAGGACGAGGACGACCGCGACGGGCCGGGCGCGCGGGAGCUGCGCGCGCUGGGGCUGCGCGCGGGCCCCGCCGGCGCCGGGCGGCUGGAGCAGCGCUUCGCCGAGCUGCGCCCGUUCGCGGGGCGCGCGGCCGCCGUGCUGCUGGCGCCGCGGGAGGAGCGCGCGCCGGCCUGGGCGGCCGAGCCCCCCCUGCCCGCCGCCCCCGGGGCCGGCGCGCGGCUGCUGCGGCCCGCGCUGCGGGUGUGCGUGUUCUGCCGGAACAACAGGGAGGCCGUGGCGCUCUACAGCACCCACAUCCUGAAGGGCCCCGACGGGCGCGUGCUGUGCCCCGUGCUGCGCCGCUACACGUGCCCCCUGUGCGGCGCCAGCGGCGACAACGCGCACACCAUCAAGUACUGCCCGCUCUCCAGGGCGCCGCCGCCGCGCGGCCCCCGGGACGGCCCGCCCGGCAAGAAGCUGCGCUGA
This is a messenger RNA of Talpa occidentalis (Iberian mole), 756 nucleotides long. RefSeq names its product nanos C2HC-type zinc finger 1 (gene NANOS1). Gene Ontology annotation, biological process: oogenesis; negative regulation of translation. Gene Ontology annotation, cellular component: perinuclear region of cytoplasm. NCBI's taxonomy places the organism in Eukaryota, Metazoa, Chordata, Mammalia, Eulipotyphla, Talpidae. The transcript has a single exon. Gene Ontology annotation, molecular function: mRNA binding; zinc ion binding. The coding region runs from base 1 to 756 and encodes 251 amino acids. The record is from RefSeq and is a predicted model, not a curated record.